AUGACUGGCAAAGAAAAAUUACCACCUCGAUACAACAACCUCAAUUCCAACGAGAAACCCCCAGCUUAUUCCAAUGUGAAGAAGCUCGACAAGAAGGAAGAUAUCAUGGAAAAGUCCGAACUUUCGGACCAGAGAUUUCGUCCCUUCAUUGAUAUUCUUGGAGCACACCCCCAAGAAUUUCAGGACAUUAGAUACACCAGGAACUUGAAGCCCAAGCUAGUUCCCAAGGGGUAUGGCCUUACACGGAUACCCACCGUGCCUGAUGCUGUUGCUCACUUGAAGCUCCUUAGAGCGUUCGCUGAGUACAAGAAGAAGCUAUUGGAACACCUCUCUGACCCCGAACAAGAAGAUUUGGCCGUUAAAACCUGGCAAGUAUUUGUCACUCAAUCAGUCAAGAGAUUCAUCUUAUUCGUCAUGGGUUGCAGAGACGAAAUCAAAGGUGCAAGUGUGAAGCCAAUCGACGAGAACAUGAUGUACCGUGAAGGACUCAAGAAAGAAAAGAAAGUGAUUGAUUUUCUUGAUAGUCUCUUGCCUCCUUUAGACGUUUUGAUGGUUUGGCAUUCCUUCUUGCUCAACCCCAAGGCCUUCUAUGAUACAUUUGCUCGGGAAGAUUUUCUUCUCUUUGCCAACUACCCUUUGCCCUUGAAGCGGAUCCAAGAACUGAUUGACAAUGAUACCUUUGAGUACAAGCCUGAAAAGAGGUACAAAGAUUCCUGGAAGAAGAUUAUGUUGAAGAAUAGCAAUGACGAAGGCGACCUUGAUUACACCUUGAGCUUUUCUGCUACCGACCCAACUGUGUCCGUUUAUUGCCCUCUGUGUUCCCUGAAGAUCUUGGAAAAUGUGCCUUAUACCAAUGCAGAGAAAACAGGAUUUGCUGACAAGGAUUUCAGCAUGGAAAUCAAUGUUGCUAAUCAUGGCUGCGAAUGUGGUUUUACUGAUGUUGUCACCCACGAUCAGCUUCGUUGCAGACUGCUUGUUGCCGAUCUUUCAAGCUCUUUGCCCUUGCAUGGCAUUUACAGGUACUACUCCAAGCUAAUUUCACCCAAAGAAUUAUUGAAAAGCAGACCUUUGGAAAUUAGCCAUUCAAUCAAGUCACCACUUGCAGCAGAAGAUUAUCAGAAUGCGUUGAGGAUGGUCCCCUUGGCUACCAGCAUCUUCUACAUCUUGCUCCGAAGCUUCAAUCGUAUGAAGAGCAGAAUUAUCUUGCGUGAAUAUUUGUCUAUGAAUCCAGUUCAUGCCCUCAUCAAACUGCCAAUUAGGAUUUGCGAAGACUUGGUGGGAUGUGUUUUGAGACAAGAAAGAUUCAUCGAGAAGAUGACGGAUUUGGAUUGGUUGCAUUCGCCAUUCAUUGAGGGAAACAUGAAAGAGUCGCAGCUCAGAUACUCGAGAUUUUUCAAGUUGGUGACCCAUUACAACUAUAAGACCAUGAUGGUACCAACAUUAGACAUUGAUUUAUUCUGGCACACCCACAUGUUGUCCAUGGCCAACUAUUUUGCCGAUUGUCUCCAGUCUAAAAAAGGGUAUGUCAUUGAUCACAAUGACAAGGUUGAAGAGGGUCGGUUGAACGACUGUUUCAAAACAACCUCCAAGGCUUACCGCGACCAUUUCAAGGAAGAAUACUCCUUAUGUUACUGCCAGUACUGCCUGGGAAUUAGAAUCUCGUCCAGAAGUUGGUUCAGUCGCUCUCCAGGAAAAGUAAACGAACAGAAGGUGUUCAAAGGGGCUGGAUCCGUUGACUUUGGCUUCACCCAUGUCAGCAUGCAUAAUUCGAUCAAGUUUCCAAGCGUCAGAGCAGAAUAUUUGGUACGUCGGAUAAUGAAAAUGAGACGUGGCGUGCCUUGGGAAGACAAGACCAGCUCCCAGUACAACAGACACAAUGGGAUGUUCAUCGUUUCUCCUAUUAUUCCUUUCACCGAUACAACCUCCUCGUUCUACGCUGCUCAGGUCGGGACUGUCUCCCAGAAGACCGACCAGCUCGUUGGCGAGUCAAAGGUGCUAGUCACCCAUCAUGACUCUGACUGCAAAUUCGCAGUAGAUGAUGGCGAGGAAGGAAACGCCACCGACCACUUGCACUACCGAAAAGCCUCCAGACAAAGAAGAUCCGCCCCAGCUCCAAGAGCCCAGACCAGAUCGGCCCACACUGCCGCUGCUCCUGCCGCCCACGCCCCAAACUACCCAUCAGCACAUCCUAGCACCGCUGCUCGCCCAGUGCAGACCCAGUCCCAAGGACCAGGUUUGUUUGGCCAAAUGGCCUCCACUGCCGCUGGUGUCGCCGUUGGUUCCACCAUCGGCCACACUUUGGGUGCUGGUAUCACCUCCAUGUUCGGAGGCUCGUCCUCUGCUGCCCCAGUUGAGCAGCAACAAGUGCAACAACAGCAAAACAACCAAGAGCCAGUCAGAUGUGACGCUGACGCUCGUUCUUUCACCAGAUGUUUGGAAGAAAACAACGGCAACAUGCAAAUCUGUGACUUCUACUUGCAACAGUUGAAGGCCUGUCAAGAGGCUGCCAGACACUACUAG
Messenger RNA from Suhomyces tanzawaensis NRRL Y-17324, 2520 nucleotides. RefSeq lists its product as uncharacterized. Lineage: Eukaryota; Fungi; Ascomycota; Pichiomycetes; Serinales; Debaryomycetaceae. The transcript has 3 exons. Gene Ontology annotation, cellular component: mitochondrion; nucleus. The coding region runs from base 1 to 2520 and encodes 839 amino acids. Gene Ontology annotation, biological process: mitochondrion organization. The record is from RefSeq and is a predicted model, not a curated record.